AGCUCGAAUUUACGAAGAGGUGGAGAAAGCGUGCUUUCAGCGGCAGCUAGCUUAGUCUAGGGUUAGUAGCCAUCGGGGGCGGGGAUGUGCAUCCGGAGCGGUCUAAUCUCUAACAUUAUUGUGUGUUGUAAUCCCUACCCGAACAUCAACUUAUCUCAUGGGACCGACCUGCAGUAACUACUCUCCUACUGGAUGAGUACCACGACGCUAGAUCAUGUAAUGUCUGGUGGGUCUGCCGAUCGCAGCGCUUCGAGCUGUCGGUAAAUCGAGACAUAAGCAGGCCUACUUGUCAGGAAAAGUCGAGGGCAAAGGGAAAUGGAGACUCCCGUACUUAAUACCAAGUCCUUAGACUCCUGACUUGAUGGCUCAGAAACACCCUCUAGUUGCGAAAUCUUAACUCGGGCACUUCCUUUCAGACUCUCGUGGGCUUUCUUCAGAUGCUUUCUCGAGGCUUUGGUUUUAUUGUCCCCCCGAGUCACCAGUAUGGCUUCGGGCGAGCUCUCUCCGUUGGAGCAAGGCGAGCUUCUUCAGACCGCCGCCUACAAUGAGCCGCCUCUCACGCCAAAGAACCUCGCAUUAAGCCUCAUCGUUGUCGUCUUGGUCACAGCUACCGUCGCCACCAUAGUUGUUGGAUUGAGGGUCUAUGUCCGGGCGUGGAUGGGAAGGAAAACAAAAAAUUGGGGCUGGGAAGAUGUCUUCGCCGUCGGAGGUUACCUCGCUUUCCUUUGCAGUAGUAUCUUCGCCAUCAAAGCUGCCUACUAUGGGUUGGGCACCCCAGACGCCGACCUCAACCCCUAUCUCAUGGUGAGGUGCGCCGAGUACAUGCUCUAUUCGCAGGUACUUUAUGGCGUGUCGAUGCCGCUCAUCAAAGCCUCGAUCGUGUUUACACUUGUGCGCAUCACAAUCAAGCCCGGGUAUCGCUAUGCACUGUACAGUAUGCAGUUUCUGGCCACCAUCAUGGCCAUGGUGGGAAUCCUGGCUUCCCUGCUGUAUUGCAGGCCCGUGAACGCGUACUGGAACCCUCUUCUAGGGAAGUGUGGUAACUUCAUGGUUGUCGUCAACAUCGGCUACGCCUGGACGGCAGUGGGAAUCGUGACUGACUGGAUGUGCGCUAUCAUCCCAUACUUCAUUGUCCGAAAUCUUCAGAUGUCGAGAAGGUCAAAGACCACGGUCAUGGUUGUCUUGGGACUAGGUGCUAUCGCCAGUACAGCCACCAUUAUUCGGGCACCUUAUCUGCAAUACUAUCUUGUCGAGACCGACCGACUCUACUGGAACGGUCACAUUUCUAUCUGGUGUCAGGUCGAGAGUGGUCUAGGUCUCAUUGCAGCUUCGCUUCCUGCUCUUCGUCAAAUGGUACGCAAGUAUCUCGAGUCCUCUCGGUACGGAUCUGGGGGCGGCAGCAAACCCGUCGGCUACGACUCUCAUGCAGACACCCACAAUAAGACUGGCGAUGGGAAUGUGGCGUUGGGUGCCCUUCCUCCACGUGCAAGGACUUCUGCUACCGCAGGCAAAUGGGCACGACUCUCCGACGACAACUCUAGCGCGAGACACAUCAUUCAGGAGCGAACGAUUUCCAUCGAGACAGAGAGCCUGAGUUCGAGCGAUAAGCACAGCUCUAGGGUAUAGCGCGAUCGCUUUUCUGUCUUACGCCCGAGGGGAGGCACUCGAAAGGAUGCGACAUCUCUCCUUGCUUCAGGGUUGUAACGGUACUAAUGGAAUAGUCUGCCGCCGGUAUGCACUAUAGAAGUACGUAUCGCAUACUUGAGAUAACAUAAUUUAGAAAGAAUAUUCUAUAAUCAUGUACGU
Molecule: messenger RNA, 1806 nt
Organism: Truncatella angustata
Lineage: Eukaryota; Fungi; Ascomycota; Sordariomycetes; Amphisphaeriales; Sporocadaceae
Product: GPCR, PTH11-type
Exons: 3
Coding region: 484-1626 (380 amino acids)
Source: RefSeq, a predicted model, not a curated record